Durio zibethinus is the source of this 2290-nucleotide messenger RNA. RefSeq names its product putative beta-1,3-galactosyltransferase 4. Lineage: Eukaryota; Viridiplantae; Streptophyta; Magnoliopsida; Malvales; Malvaceae. Gene Ontology annotation, cellular component: Golgi membrane. Gene Ontology annotation, molecular function: galactosyltransferase activity. The record is from RefSeq and is a predicted model, not a curated record.
CAAAAUAAAAAUGAAAAAAAUGAAGAGUGUCGGCUACAUAAUUCGAAUAUAUUAAUUAUAUCUUUGUCCAUAUAUAUUUAAGUUCAAAAACUCAAACAAGUGAAGUUGGUGGGUCAUCUUCAAAAACUUUCCAAAACAGCAUCAGUUUUGAGUUUUCUCUUCUCUGCAAUUUUGCAGCUCAAGAAUUUUCAAAACCCAAUUUAAAGAUACAAAUUUUAAGUGUUGAAAUACACUUUACUGUAUAAAAGAUUGUUGUUUUUAUUUGUUUUUCAGUGUUUUUGGAGUUGGGAUUUUUGGAUCUAAAAUUUUUGUCAUUUUGACUUUGUUGAAAUGAGAUGAGAAAUCGGUUUUGCUUUGAUUUAGAUUUUAAUUAGUUUUGGAGGAAGAAAAAAAAGGGAGAUUUUGUGAAAAAUGAGUUGGAAGAGUAAAGGAUUGGAGCCUAAUUCAAAGUCCGCGGUCACAAAAAAAUGGACUCUUUUGCUUUGCAUUGGCUGUUUCUGUGCUGGGAUGCUCUUUUCUGAUGGAAUGUGGACAGUGCCUGAGGCUGAGGAUAGAGCUGUAUCACGGGAAACGGGGGUUAACGAUGGAAGGCUAAAGUUAAUUUCAGAGGGUUGUGAUCCAAUAAGUAAGGAUGUGAAGCGUGAAUCUAAGGAUAUAAUAGGGGAAGUUUCAAAGACUCAUCAUGCCAUUCAAACACUAGAUAAAACAAUAUCAAAUUUGGAGAUGGAGUUAGCUGCUGCAAGGGCCAUGCAAGAAUCUAUAAUUAAUGGUUCUCCCAUUUCAGAUGACCUGAAAUUCCCUGAAUCGAGAGGGAAACGAAAAUAUUUAAUGGUUGUAGGCAUCAAUACCGCUUUUAGCAGCAGAAAACGAAGAGAUUCAGUUCGCGCUAGUUGGAUGCCUCAAGGGGAAGAAAGAAAGAAGCUUGAAGAAGAGAAGGGAAUCAUAAUGCGAUUUGUAAUUGGUCACAGUGCUACCUCAGGGGGUAUCCUUGAUAAAGCUAUUCAAGCAGAAGACAGAAGGCAUGGUGACAUUCUGAGGCUGGAGCAUGUUGAGGGUUACCUUGAAUUAUCAGCCAAGACAAAGGCAUACUUUGCCACUGCUGUUGCUUUGUGGGAUGCCGAUUACUAUGUCAAAGUUGAUGAUGAUGUGCAUGUAAAUAUAGCAACACUUGGAGCAACUUUGGCUAGACAUAGAUCCAAGCCCAGGGUUUAUAUUGGUUGCAUGAAAUCUGGUCCAGUUCUUGCUCAAAAGGGAGUAAGAUACCAUGAACCUGAAUAUUGGAAAUUCGGUGACGAGGGAAACAAGUAUUUCCGCCAUGCCACAGGGCAGCUAUAUGCCAUUUCUAAAGAUUUGGCUUCCUACAUAUCGAUUAACCAGCAUGUGCUGCAUAAGUAUGCCAAUGAAGAUGUUUCAUUGGGAUCAUGGUUCAUUGGGUUGGACGUUGAGCAUAUAGAUGACCGCAGACUGUGCUGUGGUACUGCAGAUUGCGAGUGGAAGGCUCAAGCAGGCAACAUCUGUGUUGCUUCAUUUGACUGGACCUGCAGCGGGAUUUGCAAGUCAGUUGAGAGGAUGAAAGAGGUUCACUGGCGGUGUGGAGAAGGCAAGAAUGCUUUAUGGAAUGCAGCUUUCUGAGAAAGUCCAGUUCCUCCAAACUCGGGGAAACAAGUAAAUGGAUUGAGCUUCUAUUUGGCCUUUUAGUAAUCAGAAAUGUCUCAGCAGCUGUCAAAAUGUAAAAUGUAGAAACAGGGUUGGGGUUGGGGAAAGAGGAGUUCAGGCUGCUGGGUUGUCUGCUCCAUUUUAUAUAUGGAGAAAGGCCCGUUAGCAGUGAACCGGAACUUAGCUCAGUUGGUUCAUCCAAUUGUCUUUAAGAAGUUGCACAUAACAAGUCUAGAGUUCAGAUUCCAACACCUAUAACUACAUUCCUUAUUUCUCGGUUGGGGCUUCCUAUAUACAAAAAAAAAAAAAAAUAGCAGUUAUAAGAGAGGAAAUAGUUUGUAAUUAACCAUUCUUUAUUUGCUUCUGGGGGGUGUUUUGUAAGUGUGAAUGGCAAUUCCAAAUAAGCGCCAAUAUUUAGGCUAGCAUUUACUGCCAUCUGAUUUACGAGUUAGUGGCUUUUUCAUUCCACUUUUGACUGGUGUUCCCUCUUUCCAUUAUUGUGGGUGAAAAUGGUGAUGAAUAUUUCUCUUUUGAUGAUUUCUUUUCUUCAUGUUAAAGCAUCACCAUCACUCACACUUGAAGCUUAGCUUAAUUGGAAGCUUAGCUUAAUUGGUUCAUACGUUCAUUUUUAAAA